UGGAUCAGAGGAAAGAAAUUGAUGACAUCAAGGUUGAUGGGGACACAGCUCAUCCAAACUUGUCUAUUGCUGUGGACGAGAAGAGUUUUACGCAUAAAUCACAAGUCCAGAAAGUCACUCAAAAUGACAUGAGUUUUGAUUCAUCUGUUUGUGUCCUGGGCUCAGAAGGUUUCUCCUCUGGGAAGCAUUACUGGGAGGUGGAUGUUGAAAAAAGCAAUGACUGGGACCUUGGAGUAGCCAGGAAAUCCGCUCCGAGGAAAGGAAAAAUGUCUCUGUUUCCUAAAGAAGGAUUCUGGGUUCUGGGCUUAAGUUUUAAAGAUUACUGGGCAAGAACUGAUCCAUGGAAACGGUUAGUGAUGCAGAAAAAACCCAAGAAAGUUGGAGUGUACCUUAAUUGUGAAGAGAAAAUUUUGACUUUUUUCAAUGUUACUGACAUGUCUGUGAUGUUCACUUUUAAAGACUGUGCAUUCUCGGAAGAAUUGUAUCCCUUCUUUAAAAACUCACACAAAGAAUCAACUAUGAGAAUUUGUUCAGUUAAAGAGGAAUAA
This is a messenger RNA of Eurypyga helias (sunbittern), 548 nucleotides long. RefSeq names its product butyrophilin subfamily 2 member A2-like. The transcript is spliced from 2 exons. The record is from RefSeq and is a predicted model, not a curated record. Gene Ontology annotation, molecular function: protein binding. Lineage: Eukaryota; Metazoa; Chordata; Aves; Eurypygiformes; Eurypygidae. The annotation marks the transcript as partial.